Molecule: messenger RNA, 879 nt
Organism: Conger conger (European conger)
Lineage: Eukaryota; Metazoa; Chordata; Actinopteri; Anguilliformes; Congridae
Product: cyclin-dependent kinase 3-like
Exons: 7
Coding region: 4-879 (291 amino acids)
Biological process (GO): signal transduction; regulation of G2/M transition of mitotic cell cycle; G1/S transition of mitotic cell cycle
Cellular component (GO): nucleus; cyclin-dependent protein kinase holoenzyme complex; cytoplasm
Molecular function (GO): ATP binding; cyclin binding; cyclin-dependent protein serine/threonine kinase activity
Source: RefSeq, a predicted model, not a curated record
AAGAUGGACAUUUUUCAGAAAAUCGAGAAGAUUGGUGAGGGAACAUAUGGUGUUGUUUAUAAAGCAAAAAAUAAAGUAACGGGCCAGUCCGUAGCGCUGAAAAAGAUUCGCCUUGAUGCCGAUACAGAGGGUGUGCCAAGUACUGCCAUAAGAGAGAUAUCACUUCUAAAGGAACUCAGUCACCCAAACAUAGUCAAGCUACUGGAUGUGGUGCACACAGAGAAGAAGCUUUAUCUGGUGUUUGAGUUUCUAAACCAGGAUCUGAAGAAGUACAUGGACUCCUCCCAGCCUGCUGGCCUGCCCCUCACACUGGUUCAGAGCUACGUGCUCCAGCUCCUCCAGGGCAUCGCGUUCUGCCACUCCCACCGCGUGGUCCACCGGGACCUGAAGCCCCAGAACCUGCUGCUGAACCAGGCCGGCGCCAUCAAGCUGGCCGACUUCGGGCUGGCGCGCGCGUUUGGGGUUCCGCUGCGCAGCUACACGCACGAGGUGGUGACGCUCUGGUACCGAGCCCCAGAGAUCCUGCUGGGCUGCAAGUACUACUCCACCGCCGUGGACAUCUGGAGCAUCGGCUGCAUCUUCGCCGAGAUGGUUGCUAAGCGCCCGCUGUUCCCGGGCGACUCGGAGAUCGACCAGCUGUUCCGCAUCUUCAAGAAGCUGGGCACGCCCAACGAGGACCUGUGGCCCGGGGUGUCCCAGCUGCCCGACUACAAAUCGCGCUUCCCCCGCUGGGCCCCGCAGGACCUGGGCGCGGUCACCCCCAAACUGCAGCCGGCGGGACGGGAGCUGCUCCAGAAACUGCUGUGCUACGACCCGUCCCAGCGCAUAUCAGCCAAGGCGGCUCUGACCCACCCAUACCUCUGCAGCCUGGGGAGCUGA